AUGUACGACCCUCUCGUAAUGCCGCUUCGUGCCAAAGGCUACGAUAUCCACGUUCUUGAACCACCCUGCUAUCCUGCUGGCUACAAAGCCAACUCGGUCACUCAACCAAGCAUGUAUGACGACGCGGCUUACGUCAACGAGUUUGUGAGAAAGCUUGCAGACAGUGGAAAGGAAGUCAUCCUACUUGCGCAUAGCUAUGGUGGUUGCCCAGCCACCGAGGGUACCAAAGACGUAACGAAAAAAGAGCGAGUGCAUCAGGGCAGGACUGGUGGUGUGGUACGCCUUGCGUAUCUCACAGCCGCCGUACCACGUAUCGGUGAAUCCUGCGGUCAGGCCCUUGCACGCGAACAGAGUGCUCCAAUCGAGGUCGAUGAAAACGGAUGGGUAACGCAGUCCGAUCCUGCAGCUACAGCGUCACUUUGCUUCAACAACCUCACGCUGGAAGACGGCAUUUCGUACGUUGCAAAGUUUGGCAAGCAUCACGGUGCUUGUUUCGGUGACGUACUUACCCACGCUGGCUACAAAGAUGUUCCUGUAUCUUGGUUCUUCGCAGAGGAAGACCUUAUUGUUGUUCCAAAGGCACAGCAGGCUGCCAUUGAUGUUAUCGAGGGAAGUUGGGUCGGUACAGAGAGGGAUGGGAUGAAGGUGGAUGUUAACAAGGUGGCCUGCGACCACUUUCCCCUCGUUCUUGACGAGAAGAGAGAGCAAGUGAGUGUUUGGAUUGAGGGCCUUGUCGAGAAAGGAGGCCGUGAAUAG
This is a messenger RNA of Alternaria ventricosa, 756 nucleotides long. RefSeq lists its product as uncharacterized. The record is from RefSeq and is a predicted model, not a curated record. The transcript has 2 exons. Lineage: Eukaryota; Fungi; Ascomycota; Dothideomycetes; Pleosporales; Pleosporaceae. The coding region runs from base 1 to 756 and encodes 251 amino acids.